AUGGAAUUUUCUUUCUAUACCCUAAAAACCCUCCAACAUUGCAUCUUUAGCCAUAUCAAACAGACCCUUAAAAACCUAUUUUCUCUGUUCUAUACACAAAAUAUCAGCAAAAACACUGAUCCUUCCACUGAACAUCGUCCGUCUUCUUCAUUAGCAUCACUCCCUCUUUACAUUACAAACACAUCGAUCAAGAAUCAACUCAAGAUUGAAGAAUACAGAAGUUUUAUACCGCGGGUCAGGACCGGAACACGAGAUCUUGAUCCCUGUUGUGCAGUGUGUUUGAAUAAUAUACAGGAUUGUGACAUGGUGAGGGAACUUAUGAAUUGCCCGCAUGUGUUUCACAGUAAGUGCCUGGACUGUUGGAUUGAUCAAGGCCAUCAAACAUGCCCGAUGUGCAGAGCCAAGCUUUUGCAGAAUAAAAAACAAGAAUUGGGAUUUGAAGAAGAUCCAUUUAGAUCAGAGAGAAUGGUUUACUUGUUUGGUGAAGAUUAUGUGAUGAGUACUAGAUGAUUGAAUGCAUUUGUCUAUUCGGGUAACAC
Olea europaea var. sylvestris is the source of this 539-nucleotide messenger RNA. Its product is annotated as RING-H2 finger protein ATL32-like. Gene Ontology annotation, molecular function: ubiquitin protein ligase activity. Bases 1 to 510 code for a protein of 169 amino acids. Lineage: Eukaryota; Viridiplantae; Streptophyta; Magnoliopsida; Lamiales; Oleaceae. The transcript has a single exon. Gene Ontology annotation, biological process: protein ubiquitination. The record is from RefSeq and is a predicted model, not a curated record.